GGUGGCGGAGCAGCUGCGCCCCCCGCCCUCCCAGGCCCGGCGCCCGGGCCGCCGGCGAUGGUGACACAUGCGGCGGCGGCGCGCCGGCGGCAGGACCAUGGUUGAGCGCGCCAGCAAGUUCGUGCUGGUGGUGGCGGGCUCGGCGUGCUUCAUGCUCAUCCUGUACCAGUACGCGGGCCCGGGGCUGAGCCUGGGCGCGCCCGGUGGCCGUGCGCCACCCGACGACCUGGAUCUCUUCCCCACGCCGGACCCACAUUACGAGAAAAAGUACUACUUCCCGGUGCGCGAACUGGAGCGCUCACUGCGCUUCGACAUGAAGGGCGACGAUGUGAUCGUUUUCCUGCACAUCCAGAAGACUGGCGGCACCACCUUCGGCCGCCACCUUGUGCAGAACGUGCGCCUCGAGGUGCCCUGCGACUGUCGGCCCGGCCAGAAGAAGUGCACCUGCUAUCGGCCCAACCGCCGCGAGACGUGGCUCUUCUCUCGCUUCUCCACGGGCUGGAGCUGCGGGCUGCACGCUGACUGGACCGAACUCACCAACUGUGUGCCCGGUGUGCUAGACCGUCGCGACCCAGCAGGUCUACGUUCGCCCAGGAAGUUUUAUUACAUCACCCUGCUGCGAGACCCAGUAUCGCGCUACCUGAGUGAGUGGCGACAUGUACAGCGCGGAGCCACGUGGAAGACCUCACUGCACAUGUGUGACGGGCGCACACCAACCCCAGAGGAGCUGCCUCCUUGCUACGAGGGCACAGACUGGUCAGGCUGCACGCUGCAGGAGUUCAUGGAUUGCCCCUACAACCUGGCCAACAACCGGCAGGUGCGCAUGCUGGCCGACCUCAGCCUGGUGGGCUGCUACAACCUGUCCUUCAUCCCCGAGAGCAAGCGAGCCCAGCUGCUGCUGGAAAGUGCCAAGAAGAACCUGCGCGGAAUGGCCUUCUUCGGCCUCACGGAGUUCCAGCGCAAGACGCAGUACCUUUUUGAGCGGACGUUCAACCUCAAGUUCAUCCGGCCCUUCAUGCAGUACAACAGCACGCGGGCGGGCGGUGUGGAGGUGGAUGAGGACACUAUCCGGCACAUCGAGGAGCUCAACGACCUGGACAUGCAGCUGUAUGACUAUGCCAAGGACCUCUUCCAGCAGCGUUACCAGUACAAGAGACAGCUGGAGCGCAGGGAGCAGCGCCUGCGCAAUCGCGAGGAACGCCUCCUGCAUCGCUCCAAGGAGGCGCUGCCGCGGGAGGACACAGAAGAGCCAGGCCGCGUGCCCACUGAGGACUACAUGAGCCAUAUCAUCGAGAAGUGGUAGUGGGGGCAGGGGCAGAGAGUGAUGGGCAAGAUUUAACGGGGAAAGAAAUGGGGCCGACAGUUCUCGCUGUUUGGUGGAGAGGGAAGCGUGCUAGUAGUAUACCCUAGACCUUGACGGGCAGGGUAGGACCUCUGAGGCAGGUGGCCUCCCUGCUCUCCCAGCCCCCGUGUCACACUUAAAACUGAUUUUGAGAAAAGACUGUCGAGGGGACAUGUCUGUUCAGCCGAGAGUCCCACGCCUACUCCGCACGCACUGGCCCCACUGACCCAGCCCCUCUAGGAACGUAUGACUAAUAGUUCAUCUGAAGCUCCUUGGCCUCAAGUGGUGGGGAGCCUCUUCCUUGAGAACCCAAGCGUAUCUCUGAGGUGUCAGUCCUCAGACCUGGAAUCUCCCCUUCUUACCCAUCAAGGCUGCUGUCAUGGUCGGGGUCGGCCCCAGCUGUUGCAGAGAAGACUCAAGUCUGGCACCUGGCCCCUGCCCUGUCUGGGCCGUGAUCAAAAGUCACAGUCCAUGCUGGCUUUGAGGGAGCCAGGCUCAGGCAGAAAAGGGACAUCAAGAGUCCCCCCCCACACACACAAAUCCCUAUGCUUUCUGAUCCACUGCCCCCAGCCCUAUCACUGGGACACGUAUACAAGGGCUCCUGUGCCACUGUUCCCACCGUGCCAGCAAGUCUUCAGUUCCAUGCAUUAAAGCAUCCGUUGGCUGGGUGGGAUACAGGGCCACGCCAGCCUGAGCUGAUACUGGAUGACCAGGAUGGGGACUUUCCCUUUCUCGGCUAAGGGUCGAAGGAGCAGCUCUGAAUGGUCCUUCCUGGGGCCUGUAUACAUAACCCUCCCCACCUGGCUCUCCCUGCACCUUUCUACCAGGCUAUUUCCAGCAACCCCGUGGGCCAGCCAGUGGCCCUACUAGAAGCCAUGUUGCAUAUCUGUUUUUCAGAACUUGACUAGUGCCGUGUCCCUUGUGUGUUCUAGGAGGCCCUGGGAGGCCCACCAUUAAGUGGAGGGGUCAUGGCUUUUAUAGUCCGUAUGCAUGUAGACAGGGGUUGCGAGCUGACAUUGAGGCAGGACAGGGGGCCUACUCCCUGUGUCCGUCUCACUCAGCGCUCAGGCCAAGAAGGGGUGGUUCAGCACAGGCAAAAGAGUAUGGGCCAUAUGUAGUCUAGCAAUAUUUCAGAUGUCGGCAGGUAUAGCUGCUGCCCAGAGCAAUGGCUUAAUCUUCACAUGUGUGUGGAAUAGAGCCUACACUCAGACAUCAGGCUUGGAGUCCACAGGCAGGAUAAGUUCUGUUGGGUGCUGUCCAGCCCAGUCCAAGGCCUGCUCAUGGUGAAUGAUCACACCAAGGAGGUGAGGUAGCAAGAUGAGUUUGGAGAUCAAGGCCACUAGAGCAAAUGAGAGGAGUGUGGGGCAUAUUUGGGGAACCCUAACGUCUUUCACAGGUCACGUUGGUUACUGCCAGCUUCUGUCAGGAAGUACCCCAGCUCCGCAUGGCCCCUCUUCACAACUUCCUGUGUACAUGGCUCAAAUAUAGGAUCUGUUCUAUACAUAUUGGAAUAUGUUUUAACUUAACGCCCUGCCAUCCCGACUCACACGGAAGCACGGGUCAAUUCUCUCUCUCUGCUGCAUUUGAAAACUAGUCCCUCCCAUCUCAGGCCAGCGCCAGGCUGAGGAAGCCUCAGUCCCUCGACUGUCCACCCUGCCUAAGGCUCAGGCCACCAGCUUUGGGGCUCAGCUUCCUGGUACUCACAGCAUCUCAGAACAGGGUGCUUGCCUGUCCCUCCAGCUCCAAGGACUCUGCCUAUCCAGGGACAUCCCCUGGGGCUGAGAGGCCAUGCACAUGCAGCAAGCCGAGGCACCCUGCAGCCCAACACCCCCCUCCUGGAGUGGGAAGCGGGGACCACGGAACUGUCCAGGUGUCACGUCUGAACUGGAACUGUUUGACUUGAACCCGGGAGCUUUAAAGCUUUAUUUAUUUAUAGCUUCUUAUUAAAAAAAUAAAAUCGUUGGGAAGGAAUCUCUCGGUUAUUCAUAAAGAGCAAUGGAUUGAUGGAAAAGCAACUGGUUGUCUUCUAAUUGUCUUUGUCUAGGUGGAGAAUGAACACUAGCAGAUGAAAUAAACCCUAAAAAGGUCA
This is a messenger RNA of Arvicola amphibius (Eurasian water vole), 3431 nucleotides long. It is a transcript of the gene Hs6st1, whose product is annotated as heparan sulfate 6-O-sulfotransferase 1. NCBI's taxonomy places the organism in Eukaryota, Metazoa, Chordata, Mammalia, Rodentia, Cricetidae. The coding region runs from base 68 to 1303 and encodes 411 amino acids. Gene Ontology annotation, cellular component: membrane. The record is from RefSeq and is a predicted model, not a curated record. The transcript has 2 exons. Gene Ontology annotation, molecular function: heparan sulfate 6-sulfotransferase activity.